Ichthyophthirius multifiliis is the source of this 1089-nucleotide messenger RNA. RefSeq names its product u4 u6 small nuclear, putative. The transcript has 2 exons. Lineage: Eukaryota; Ciliophora; Oligohymenophorea; Hymenostomatida. Gene Ontology annotation, biological process: mRNA splicing, via spliceosome. Gene Ontology annotation, cellular component: U4/U6 x U5 tri-snRNP complex. The record is from RefSeq and is a predicted model, not a curated record.
AUGGAAAUAGAAAACAAUAAUAAAGAAAGUUUUAAUGAGAAUUUGGCUUUUAAAUAAUUAAUUUAAAAAACAGAAGAAGAUUAUAGAAGAGAAGAAUUUUAAAGAAGUAAUAGUAGAUAUUUACAAUACAUAAAUUAAAAAAAAUAAAGUUUAAAAUAAAAACAUCAUAAUCCUAUUCCUGAUAUAGAAUGGUGGGAUUUAGUUCUUUUUGAUAAAAAUAGAAGAUAUUAUCUUCCUUUAGAUAAUAAUAAAAUCACGAAUUUAAUCGAACACCCAAAGCCUUUUAAAAAUGAAGGCUUACCUAAUUAAAAUCAAAAUGUUGUGAUCCCUAUAUAUUUAACUAGAGAAGAAAGGAAAAAACUAAGAAGAAGACACCGAAUGGAAAAAGAAAAAGAAAAACAAGACAAAAUUAAAUUAGGAUUAAUAGAACCUCCUCCUCCUAAAAUUAAACUCUCAAACAUGAUGAGAGUUCUAACAAACGAAACAGUUGCAGAUCCUACUAAAAUGGAACAAUUAGUCAGAUAAGGCGUAUCUGAAAGACUCUAAGCACACUUGAAGAGAAACCAACAAAGGUAGUUAACUAAAGAAUAGAAAGCAGAUAAAUUUCUUAGAAAACUUAAACGUGAUUCUGGUAUUGAGUGUAGAGUGGCAUUAUUUAGGAUAGAAAGCUUAACAGAUAGGGUACAUAAGUUUAAAGUUGAUAUUAAUGCCUAACAAUUAUAAUUACAUGGGCUUUUGGUUACCCCCGUAGCUACUUAGGAUGGAAGAAAUUAAAAUAAUAUGCCUACUAUUAUUAUUGUUGAGGGAGGACCGAAAGCUAUUAAGUUUUACAAAAAAUUACUUUUGAGAAGAAUUAAAUGGAACAAAAGUAGUUAUUUGGAUAAGGAUGAAAAUGGAAAUCCUUUGCCUUUACCUGAAUUAUAGAAUAAUAAAUGCGCUUUGGUGUGGGAAGGGGUCGUUAAAGAUCACUCGUUUAAUAAAUGGAAAGCUAUGGAAACUGAUAGUGAAGUAGAAGCUAAAAGAGCUUUUGUGGAAAAGAACGUGGAGUUUUAUUUUGAUAUGGCUAUUAAUUAUUAAUAUCCUGAAUGA